Molecule: messenger RNA, 1197 nt
Organism: Stereum hirsutum FP-91666 SS1
Lineage: Eukaryota; Fungi; Basidiomycota; Agaricomycetes; Russulales; Stereaceae
Exons: 3
Coding region: 1-1197 (398 amino acids)
Source: RefSeq, a predicted model, not a curated record
AUGUUCAACCGCGGCGUUGACUUGGUCCGCACCGCGCUCAACUCUCCCCACUCAGACGCGUCCUCCGCGCCCUCGUCCCCACGCUCUUCCACCGACUCUGUUCUCCCACUAACAGACUCACGGACGUCCUUGUCUGAUACUCCCGACCGCCUACCAUUACGAUUAUCCUCACACGCAUGGUGGCAGGGCUCUCCGUCUGUACGUACCACAUACACACCUGCGCGCUUCCUGCACGGCUCAUCACCGCUUUCGUCACAGGUUCAUACCCCCAUCCUCUUUGUUCUUAUUAUGUUUCCACUCUCCACCGCAAUCGUCGUCUUCUCCCUCUGGUCGCUGCCAAAUUCCACCAUCUCAUUGCCUCAGACCCUCUCCGAUCUCGCACAGCUGGGCAAGGAGCUACAUGCUUACUCACAGAGCGGCCCAGGCAGCGUAGCCCACAUCGUUGCUGUCGUCUCCGUCAUUUGCAUUUGGAUGCACGCUUUCUCCAUACCCGGUGCUGUCCUCUGGAACGUCCUCGCAGGAGCCCUCUUCUCUCCCUUCUGGGCCACACUCCUCCUCACAUUCCUCACCACCAUCGGUUCCAUAUUUGCGUCUCUCCUCGCCACCCCUCUCGCCCCCAUCCUCACUCGCUUCUUCCCACGGCCGCUAGCACUCGCCCGAAGCGCGUUCGAGUCGGAUCCUCAGGCUGAGAUCGGCACUCGCUCAAAGUCGCCAGCAUGGGUCCGUCUCUCCAUCCUUCGCCUCGUCGGCGUCGUGCCAUGGUCAGGGAUCAACAUCGCCUGCGGGGUUUGCGGCGUCUCUUUGACCGAUAUCCUGCUCGGGACUUUUAUUGGCUCCCUCCCGUGGAAUGCCGUCACCUGUCAGAUUGGAGACAUUCUUCAGACCGUGGCAUCUUCGCCCUCACACACCCCGCAGACGAUGUCUUCCAUUCUCGCAUCGCCCGAAAUCAUCCUCAAGCUCGUCUUCCUCUCUUUCCUCUCGCUCGCACCCAUCCUCGGCCGUAAUCAUCUCAAGGCUUGGCUGACACCGGCCGCUACAGUGAGCGACUCUGACGAACGGGUCUCGCGGUGGACAUGGGUGAAGGAGUGGCGGUCGAAGGUCCGGUUACCGUCACGCUCGCGGUCACCACAGCCGGACACGGAGAAGGAGGCCAUGAUGAGCGAGAAAUACGAGUUGGAGCAGGGUCCAUCUUCAUGA